CUCGAAAUUGCACGCGUUGUGUAAUUUAGUUAACCCAGUGAAUAGUCACGUUGUUUCCUCUCCUUCGCGAUUUUCUUGUGUCGUAGUUUGAAUUUCAAGUCUUUUCUGAAAGAGCGAGGGCCUAAAAGUCUUCAAAACUUCAGACGUUUUGGUGUGUUUUUUUUUUAACGCGCGAAACCUUGUGUUUUAUCAGAUAUAAAAUACCAUCAUGUAAAGCCUUCUAAAGUUAAGGAUUUGGUUAAGAAAGACGACGUUUGUAUAACCCACGAAGACGAGGAUUAUCAGGAAAAAGAAAUAAAUUAACGUUAUUGUUGAACGUCGUCAUACUCAGAAACUUUAUUUACAUAUUUAUUAUUUAUUUACAACUAGCUUAGCAACUCGGUCAAAGAAGGUGUAGCCUUUAAAAGCCAAUUUGACCGUAAACAUUCACAAUUUAUUUAAAACGUCAAACUGAACUCGUCUCGUGACUGCGGGCGGAUGAGGAUUUAAUUGAAAAGCACCAUGGCUGUAGAAGGUGGAGCGAAAUGUAUCAAAUACCUGCUCUUUUUCUUUAAUUUAAUCUUCUGGCUGUGUGGCCUGGCCUUAAUAAUUCUGGGGUUAUUGGCUAAAGUUUCUAUCAACACCACGGUUGUCACCAAAGGAUACUCUGGGUCUCCUCUAGUGCUCCUAGUGGUGGGAGUCGUCAUCUUAUUCAUCGCAUUCUUUGGCUGCUGUGGUGCCUGGAAGGAGAAUUAUUGCAUGGUCACAACGUUUGCUGUUAUUCUCUCCCUUAUCAUCAUCGUUGAAAUUGGAGCUGCCAUCGCUGGAUAUGUAUUGCGUAGGAACCUGACUGAUGUGCUGAAUAAAGCCUUUGACGGCAUGAUCACAGGAUACAAUGAAACAGACAACCGUGAAGCCAUUGAUGCCAUACAGCAACAGUACAAGUGCUGUGGAGGAAACUCCUCUGAUGAUUGGUUGAAAUCGAAAUUCAUCCCUACCAAUUCAGUCCCAGACACCUGCUGUAAAAAUAACACUAAGAAUUGUGGUAAUGGAGCUAUCCACGAUACCAACAAAAUCUACACAGAGGGAUGUCAGCCCAUUCUGGACAAAUUUCUAAAGCAAAAUAUCCUGUGGCUCGCUGUGGGAGCUCUGGUCAUUGCAUUUGUGCAGAUCACAGGUAUCGUGUUGUCCUGCAUUCUGAUGCGAGCCAUCCGCAGCGGUUAUGAGGUCAUGUGAUCACAUCUGGUUACAGCACUUCAUCCAUUUCAGCACAUCACUUAAAGCUCUUAAGAGACUGUUCAGGUGUUUUUAAAGCUAUUAUAUAAAUGCCAAUUAUUUUCCCCCUUGCUGUGUGAGUUGACAGUACUCAUUUUCUUUGAGAAUGAAAUAUCUAUGACGUCUGUGCUUCUGUGAAUAAUCCAGUAGAUUAGUCUCCUGUUAAAUCUCUGAUUUAUACUUUAGACAUUGUUUUAAACUUGAUCUUUACUGCAGUGACAUUCCUUUGGGUUACAGGACAACAAUCAAUGAAUUACUGAUAUGCCAAAUUUUAUACAUUUAUAAAACAUUCGUGUCAAAAAAUAAGGAAUAAAAUGUUCUAAACAAC
Molecule: messenger RNA, 1582 nt
Organism: Onychostoma macrolepis
Lineage: Eukaryota; Metazoa; Chordata; Actinopteri; Cypriniformes; Cyprinidae
Gene: cd63
Product: CD63 molecule
Exons: 8
Coding region: 502-1215 (237 amino acids)
Cellular component (GO): membrane
Source: RefSeq, a predicted model, not a curated record